This is a messenger RNA of Hemicordylus capensis (graceful crag lizard), 16101 nucleotides long. RefSeq names its product ubiquitin protein ligase E3 component n-recognin 4 (gene UBR4). Gene Ontology annotation, molecular function: protein binding; zinc ion binding. NCBI's taxonomy places the organism in Eukaryota, Metazoa, Chordata, Lepidosauria, Squamata, Cordylidae. The transcript is spliced from 107 exons. The record is from RefSeq and is a predicted model, not a curated record. Bases 72 to 15722 code for a protein of 5216 amino acids.
GCUCCUGUGGCCGCCGUUUCCUCACUUCGGCGACUCAAACCCGUCUGGAACCCGAGUGAGGAGGAAGCAAGAUGGCGGCCUCGGGAGGAGGCAGCGGCGGCGGGGGAGCGGGAGCCUCCUCCCCGCCCGCGACGGAGCGGGAGCCCGGCUGGGAGGUGGCGGUGCGGCCGCUGCUGUCCGCCUCCUACUCGGCCUUCGAGAUGCGGGAGCUGCCUCAGCUGCUAGCCUCGGUCAUCGAGAGCGAGUCCGAAAUCUUGCACCACGACAAGCAAUAUGAGCCUUUCUACUCUUCUUUCGUCGCGCUCUCGACGCACUACAUCACCACCGUGUGUGGACUAGUCCCUAGAAAUCAGCUGCAGUCAGUGGCAGCUGCCUGCAAAGUCUUGAUUGAAUUCUCCCUCCUGCGACUUGAGAACCCAGACGAGGCCUGUGCGGUUUCACAGAAACACCUGAUCCUGCUGAUCAAGGGCCUGUGCACCGGCUGCAGCCGCCUGGACAGAACUGAGAUCAUCACCUUCACUGCGAUGAUGAAGUCUGCCAAAUUGCCCCAGACUGUGAAGACCCUCUCUGACGUGGAGGAUCAGAAAGAGCUGGCCUCUCCGGUCAGCCCCGAGCUGAGGCAGAAGGAAGUGCAGAUGAACUUCCUCAACCAGCUGACGUCCGUCUUCAAUCCUAGAGUGGGGGUGUCGGGCUUGGUCGUGUCACAGACUCCGGGAGAAGGCGAGGGCGAGGAGCAGGCGUCCACCGAGCAAGCCUCUGCUGCCAAGACCAAAAGCGUCUUCAUUGCUCAGAACGUGGCCAGCCUUCAGGAGCUGGGUGGCUCUGAAAAGCUGCUGCGUGUCUGCCUGAAUCUCCCUUACUUCCUGCGCUACAUAAACCGCUUCCAGGACGCUGUUUCUGCCAACUCCUUUUUCAUCAUGCCAGCCACCGUCGCGGAUGCCACUGCUGUCCGUAACGGGUUCCACUCGCUGGUGAUCGACGUGACGAUGGCGCUCGACACGCUGUCCCUCCCUGUCCUGGAGCCCCUCACUCCCACCAGGCUGCAGGAUGUCACCGUCCUGGCCCUCAGCUGUCUCUACGCAGGAGUGAGCGUGGCCACCUGCAUGGCCAUCCUGCACGUGGGCAGCACCCAGCAAGUCCGCACGGGGUCCACGAGUUCCAAAGAAGAGGACUACGAGAACGACGCGGCCACCAUUGUGCAGAAAUGUCUUGAAAUCUACGAUAUGAUUGGCCAGGCCAUCAGCAACUCGCGGCGUGCAGGCGGGGAGCACUACCAGAACUUCCAGCUGCUCGGGGCCUGGUGCUUGCUGAACAGCCUCUUCCUCAUCUUGAACCUCAGCCCCACAGCCCUGGCUGACAAGGGGAAGGAGAAAGACCCCCUGGCCGCGCUCCGGGUCCGGGACAUCAUCGCUCGCUCCAAGGAGGGGGUGGGCUCUCCCAAGCUGGGGCCCGGGAAAGGGCACCAGGGGUUCGGUGUGCUGUCCGUGGUGCUGGCCAACCACGCCAUCAAGCUGCUCACCUCCCUCUUCCAAGACCUGCAAGUCGAAGCUCUUCACAAGGGCUGGGAGACAGACGGGCCCCCGGCAGUGCUGAACAUCAUGGCCCAGAGCACAUCCAUCCAGAGGAUUCAGCGGCUGAUUGACUCGGUGCCCCUCACCAACCUGCUGCUGACCCUGCUGUCCACGUCUUACCGGAAGGCUUGCGUCCUGCAGCGUCAGCGCAAGGGCUCCAUGAGCAGCGACGUGAGCGCCUCCACAGAUUCCAACACCUACUACGAGGACGACUUCAGCAGCACCGAAGACAGCAGCCAAGAUGACGACAGCGAGCCCAUCCUCGGGCAGUGGUUUGAAGAGACCAUCUCGCCCAGCAAAGAGAAGGCGGCCCCUCCUCCACCCCCGCCCCCCCCUCCUCUGGAGAGCUCCCCCAGGGUGAAGAGCCCCAGCAAGCAGGCCGCCGGCGAGAACGGGAACAUCCUGGCCAGCCGCAAAGACCCGGAACUGUUCCUCAGCCUGGCGUCCAACAUCCUCAACUUCAUGACUUCCUCCAUGCUGGACUCCAGGAACAACUUCAUCCGCAACUACCUGAGUGUCUCCCUGGCAGAGCAGCACAUGGCCACGCUGGCCAGUAUCAUCAAGGAAGUGGACAAGGAUGGCCUCAAAGGUACUUCCGAGGAGGAGGAGUUCGCUGCCGCCCUCUACCACUUCAACCACUCUCUGGUGACCUCCGACCUCCAGUCCCCGACCUUACAGAACACUCUCCUGCAGCAGCUGGGAGUGGCCCCCUUCUCAGAAGGCCCCUGGCCCCUCUACAUCCACCCCCAGAGCCUGUCUGUCCUCUCCCGGCUUCUCCUCAUCUGGCAGCACAAAGCCAACGCCCAGGGAGACCCCGACGUGCCGGAGUGCCUCAAGGUUUGGGAGAGGUUUGUGGGCACCCUGAAGCAGAGCGCCAUGCAGGGGACGCUCCCCAGCGACACCGAAGACCUGAACGUGGAGCACCUGCAGCUGCUGCUGUUGCUCUUCCACAACCUUUCCGAGAAGGGCCGGCGCUCGGUGCUGACCCUCUGCGUCCAGACCCUCCUGGAGCUGGCGGCCAACCUGGACUCCCAGCUGCAGUGCGUCCCUCUCCUGCCGGCCCGCCUCCUCUUGGUCUUGGACUAUCUGCUCCACCAGUAUUCGAAAGUCCCGGUCUAUCUCUUUGAACAGGUGCAGUACAACCUCCUGACCCCACCCGUCGUGUGGGCGGGCAGCUCCCAGGAUGGGGGCCGGCACACUGCUUCCCCUCUCUACCAUGGCUUCAAGGAGGUGGAAGAGAACUGGACCAAGCGCUGCUCCUCGGACGUGAUUCUCCAGCCCCGGUUCUACUGCAUCCUCUCGCCAGAAGCCUCGGAAGACGACCUGAACCGCCUUGACAGCACGGUGUGCGAGGUCCUGUUCUCCAAGGCGAUGAAGUACGACGACCUUUACUCGGCCCUCACUUCCCUGCUGGUGGCUGGCUCUCAGUUUGAUACCCUCCGCAGGAAGGAGAAUAAAAAUGUCACCGCCCUGGAGGCUUGCGCGCUUCAGUACUACUUCCUGAUCGUCUGGCGCAUCCUGGGGGUCCUGCCGCCCUCCAAGGGCUACAUGAACCAGCUGGCCGUGAACAGCCCCGAGAUGAGCGAGUGCGACAUCCUCCACACCCUGCGCUGGUCCUCCCGCCUGCGCAUCACCUCCUACGUCGCCUGGAUCAAGGAUCACCUGAUCAAACAGGGCGUGAAGGCUGAGCAUGCUGCCUCUCUCGUUGAGCUGACAUCUGCCAAGUGCAGCUCAGUGAAGUAUGACGUGGAAAUCGCUGAGGAGUACUUUGCCCGACAGAUCUCGUCUUUCUGUGGGGUCGACUGCACCACCAUCCUCCGCCUCCACGAGAUCCCCAGCCUGCAGGCCAUCUACACCCUGGACGCGGUCAUCUCCAAAGUGCAGGUCUCCCUGGACGAGCACUUCUCCAAGCUGGCCGCCGAGACCGACCCCCACAAAUCCUCCGAGAUCACCAAGAACCUGCUGCCGGCCACCUUGCAGCUGAUCGACACCUACGCUACCUUCACCAGGUCCUACCUGCUGCAGAGCCUCUCCGAGGAGGGCUCGGCUGAGAACAAGCCGACCGAAGAGAAGCUGCAGGGCUACGCCGCCGUCCUGGCCAUCGGCUCCAGCCGGUGCAAGGCCAACACCCUCGGGCCAGCCCUUGUCCAGAACUUGCCCCCGGCGGUGCAGUCGCUGUGUGAGUCCUGGAACAACAUCCACACCAAUGAGUUCCCGAACAUUGGCUCCUGGCGCAACGCUUUUGCGAACGAUACCAUCCCGGCGGAGAGCUACAUCAGCGCGGUGCAGGCGGCCCACCUGGGCACCCUCUGCAGCCAGAGCCUCCCCUUGGCCGCCUCCCUGAAGCACACCCUCCUCUCCUUGGUCCGGCUCACCGGGGACCUCAUUGUCUGGUCGGACGAGCUGAACCCGCCCCAGGUGAUCCGGACCCUGCUGCCCCUUCUCCUGGAGACCAGCACCGAGAGCGUGGCGGAGAUCAGCAGCAACUCCCUGGAGCGGAUCCUGGGCCCGGCCGAGUCGGACGAGUUCCUCUCGCGGGUCUACGAGAAGCUGAUCAUGGGCUGCUACAACAUCCUGGCCAAUCACUCUGACCCCAACAGCGGCCUGGAUGAAUCCAUCUUGGAGGAGUGUCUUCAGCAUCUGGAGAAACAGCUGGAGAGCAGCCAGGCCCGGAAGGCCAUGGAAGAGUUUUUCUCCGAGAGCGGAGAACUCGUCCAGAUCAUGAUGGCCACGGCCAACGAGAGCCUCUCUGCCAAGUUCUGCAACAGAGUCCUGAAAUUCUUCACCAAGCUCUUCCAGCUGACCGAGAAGAGCCCCAACCCCAGCCUCCUGCGCCUGUGCGGCUCCUUGGCCCAGCUGGCCUGCGUGGAGUCGGGGCGCCUCCAGGCCUGGCUGACGAGGAUGACCACCGCGCCCCCGAAGGAGUCCGACCAGCUGGAGGUGGUGCAGGAGAACAGGCAGCUGCUCCAGCUCCUGACCACCUACAUCGUCCGGGAGAACAGUCAAGUGGGCGAAGGAGCCUGCACGGUCCUGCUGAGCACCCUCAUCCCCAUGGCCACCGAGAUGCUGGCGAACGGCGACGGCACCGGCUUCCCUGAGCUCAUGGUCGUCAUGGCCACCCUGGCCAGUGCCGGCCAAGGGGCCGGGCAUCUCCAGCUUCACAGCGCGGCCGUCGAUUGGCUGGGGAGAUGCAAGAAAUACUUGUCUCAGAAGAACGUCGUGGAGAAAAUGAACGCCAACGUCCUGCACGGGAAGCACGUGACGGUCCUGGACUGCACCUGCCACAUCGUCUCCUACCUGGCCGACGUCACCAACGCCCUGAGCCAGAUGGGCGGCCAGGGCCCCAGCCACCUCUCGGUCGACGGGGAGGAGCGGGCCAUCGAGGUGGACUCGGACUGGGUGGAGGAGCUGGCCGUGGAGGAGGAGGAUUCGCAGGCGGAGGACUCGGAUGAAGACUCCCUCUGCAAUAAACUUUGCACGUUCACCAUCACCCAGAAAGAAUUCAUGAACCAGCACUGGUACCACUGCCACACCUGCAAGAUGGUCGACGGGGUGGGCGUCUGCACCGUGUGCGCCAAGGUCUGCCACAAGGACCACGAGAUCUCCUACGCCAAGUACGGCUCCUUCUUCUGCGACUGCGGGGCCAAAGAGGACGGGAGUUGCCUGGCCCUGGUUAAGAGGACGCCCAGCAGCGGCAUGAGCUCCACCAUGAAGGAGUCGGCCUUCCAGAGCGAGCCCCGGGUCCCCGAGAGCGUCGUCCGGCACUCCAGCACCUCCCCCACGGACAAGUCCAAGGUCUCCAUCAGCGACGGGCGGGGCCCCGACGAGGAGAAGCCCAAGAAGAGCAGCCUGUGCCGGAACGUGGAGGGCUGCCGGGAGCAGCUCCAGUCCCAGGCCAACUUCUCCUUCGCCCCGCUGGUGCUGGACAUGCUGAACUUCCUCAUGGAGGCCAUCCAGGUCAACUUCCAGCAGGCCUCGGCCAUGGGCAGCAGCAGCCGGGCCCAGCAGGCCCUCCACGAGCUGCACACGCUGGACAAGACAGUGGAGAUGACGGACCAGCUGAUGGUGCCGACUCUGGGCUCCCAAGAAGGCGCCUUCGAAAACGUCCGCAUGAACUACAGCGGGGACCAGGGCCAGACCAUCCGCCAGCUCAUCAGCGCCCACGUCCUGCGGCGGGUGGCCAUGUGUGUGCUUUCCUCGCCCCAUGGGCGCCGCCAGCACCUGGCUGUCAGCCACGAGAAGGGCAAGAUCACGGUCCUGCAGCUCUCGGCUCUGCUCAAGCAAGCGGACUCCAGCAAGCGGAAGCUGACCCUCACGCGCCUGGCCUCCGCCCCCGUGCCCUUCACUGUCCUGAACCUCACCGGGAAUCCCUGCAAGGAGGACUACUUGGCUGUGUGUGGACUGAAGGACUGCCACGUCCUCACGUUCAGCAGCUCUGGCUCCGUCUCCGACCACUUGGUGCUUCAUCCUCAACUGGCCACGGGCAACUUCAUCAUCAAGGCUGUGUGGCUACCGGGAUCACAGACACAGCUUGCCAUUGUCACGGCAGAUUUUGUGAAGAUCUACGACCUCUCGGUGGACGCCUUGAGCCCGACCUUCUACUUCCUACUGCCCAGCUCCAAGAUCCGGGACAUCACCUUCCUCUUUAACGAGGAGGGCAAGAACAUCGUGGUCAUCAUGUCUUCCGCCGGCUACAUCUACACGCAGCUCAUGGAGGAAGCCAGCAGCGCCCAGCACGGCCCGUUCUACGUCACCAACGUCCUUGAGAUUUUGCACGAGGACCUAAAGGAUAGUAACGGGCAGGUGGCAGGAGGCGGGGUCUCCGUCUAUUAUUCCCACGUCCUGCAGAUGCUCUUCUUCAGUUACAGCCAGGGGAAAUCCUUCGCGGCUACCAUCAGCCGGGCCACGCUGGAGCUAACGCGCCUCUUCCCCAUCAACAUCAAGAGCUCCAACGGGGGCAGCAAGACCUCCCCGGCGCUCUGUCAGUGGUCAGAGGUGAUGAACCACCCGGGACUGGUGUGCUGCGUCCAGCAGACCACCGGCGUCCCUCUGGUGGUGAUGGUCAAGCCGGACACGUUCCUCAUCCAGGAAAUCAAGACCUUGCCGGCGAAAGCGAAGAUCCAGGACAUGGUGGCCAUCCGCCACACGGCCUGCAACGAGCAGCAGCGGACCACCAUGAUCCUGCUGUGUGAGGACGGCAGCCUGCGGAUCUACAUGGCGAACGUGGAGAACACGUCCUACUGGCUCCAGCCCAGCCUCCAGCCCAGCAGCGUCAUAAGCAUCAUGAAGCCCGUCCGGAAACGCAAGGCGGCAGCCAUCAGUAAGUUGCUUUGGCCCGAGGAAGGAUCGUCGCACGGUUCAGAUUGGCUAGUGACUGAGACGGCAACGCGCACCUCCACCCAGGUGAACUUCCCCAUAGACUUCUUUGAGCACAACCAGCAGCUGACAGACGUGGAGUUUGGGGGCAACGACCUCCUGCAGGUCUACAACGCGCAGCAGAUCAAGCAUCGCCUCAACUCCACCGGCAUGUACGUGGCCAACACCAAGCCCGGCGGCUUCACCAUCGAGGUAACCAACAACAACAGCACCAUGGUGAUGACUGGGAUGAGGGUCCAGAUUGGGACGCAAGCCAUCGAGCGAGCCCCAUCCUUCUUGGAGAUCUUCGGCCGGACCAUGCAGCUCAACCUCAGCCGACCGCGGUGGUUUGAUUUCCCCUUCACCCGCGAGGAGGCCCUGCAGGCCGACAAGAAGCUGACCAUCUUCGUCGGGGCGUCCGUGGAUCCCGCCGGGGUCACCAUGUUGGAUGCCAUCAAGAUCUACGGCAAAACGAAGGAGCAGUUUGGCUGGCCAGACGAGCCGCUGGAGGAUUUCCCCUCUGCCUCCGUGAGCAACGUCUGCCCUCCCAACCUGAACCAGGGGAACGGCACCGGGGACACCGAAUCGACUGCCCCAGUGGCUGCUAGUGGCACUGUGCUGGAGAGUUCUGAAACUGAGUCCUUAACCACCUUGGACCGGCUAGUUGUGAGUUCUUUAGAAGCUCUGGAAAGCUGCUUUGCCGUCGGACCAGUCAACGAGAAGGAGAAGAGCAAGAACGCCGCUCAGGAGCUGGCUACGAUGCUCCUGUCGACGCCGGCCCCUUCCAGCGUCCAGCAGCAAACCAAGAGCCUGCUGGCCAGUCUCCACACCAGCCGCUCCGCCUACCACAACCACAAGGAUCAGGCCUUGCUGAGCAAAGCCAUCCAGUACCUGACCACCUCGAGCAAAGAGGGCAAAGACCUGGACCCAGAAGUCUUCCAGCGGCUGGUCAUCACGGCCCGCUCCAUCGCCAUCAUGCGGCCCAACAACCUGGUCCACUUCACCGAGUCGAAACUGCCGCCGUUGGAAGCAGCAGAAGGUACCGACGAGGGACAAGAGGCCCAGAAGAGCGUGGAAGGAGAAGGGUGCAGCUUCAUCACGCAGCUGGUCAACCAUUUCUGGAAGCUGCAUGCGUCAAAACCCAAAAACGCCUUCUUGGCUCCUGCUUGUUUGCCAGGCCUGACUCACGUGGAAGCUACAGUCAAUGCUCUGGUGGACAUUAUCCAUGGCUACUGCACCUGUGAGCUGGACUGUAUCAACACAGCCUCCAAAAUCUACAUGCAGAUGUUGCUGUGCCCGGACCCGGCUGUGAGCUUCUCCUGCAAGCAAGCUUUAAUCCGAGUGCUGAGGCCCAGGAACAAGCGGAGACACGUGACGCUGCCCUCUUCCCCUCGGAGCAACACCCCUAUGGGAGACAAAGAUGAUUAUGACGACGACGAAGCCGAGGAAAAGAUGCAGAGCGCGGGGAUCCCAAACGGCGAGCACAUCCGCCAAGAAAGCCAGGAACAAAGUGAGGUGGACCACGGGGACUUUGAGAUGGUGUCUGAAUCGAUGGUGCUGGAGACGGCCGAGAACGUGAACAACGGCAACCCCUCCCCGCUGGAAGCCCUCCUGGCUGGGGCAGAGGGAUUCCCCCCCAUGCUGGACAUCCCCCCCGACGCAGACGACGAGACCAUGGUGGAGCUGGCCAUCGCCCUCAGCCUGCAGCAGGAUCAGCAAGGGAGCAGCAGCAGUGCCCUCGGCCUACAGAGCUUGGGGCUCUCUGGCCAGGCUCCCAGCUCCUCCUCCCUCGAUGCCGGGACCCUUUCGGACACCACAGCGUCAGCUCCAGCUUCUGAUGACGAAGGCAGCACGGCAGCCACGGACGGCUCCACCCUGCGGACCUCCCCGGCCGACCACGGCGGCAGUGUGGGCUCCGAGAGUGGCGGCAGUGCGGUGGAUUCGGUGGCAGGCGAGCACAGCGUGUCUGGCCGCAGCAGCGCGUACGGAGACACGACGGCUGAGGGCCAUCCUGCCGGUCCGGGGAGCGUCAGUUCCAGCACUGGCGCCAUCAGCACCACCACCGGGCAGCAGGAGGGGGAAGGGUCGGAAGGCGAGGGCGAAGGGGAAGCAGAAGGGGAUGUCCACGCCAGCAACAGGCUCCACAUGGUCCGCCUGAUGCUGCUGGAGAGGCUGCUGCAGACCCUUCCGCAGCUGCGGAACGUGGGUGGGGUCCGCGCCAUCCCUUACAUGCAGGUGAUCCUGAUGCUCACCACAGACCUGGAUGGCGACGACGAGAAGGACAAGGGCGCCCUUGACAACUUGCUUGCCCAGCUCAUCGCAGAGCUGUGCAUGGAUAAGAAGGACGUCUCCAAGAAGAACGAGCGCUCCGCCCUGAACGAGGUCCACCUGGUCGUCAUGAGGCUGCUGAGCGUCUUCAUGUCCCGGACGAAGUCGGGCUCCAAGUCGUCCAUUUGCGAGUCCUCCUCACUGAUCUCCAGCGCCACGGCGGCCGCUCUGCUCAGCUCCGGCGCUGUGGACUACUGCCUGCACGUCUUGAAAUCCCUCCUGGAGUACUGGAAGAGCCAGCAGAACGACGAGGAGCCCGUGGCCGCCAGCCAGCUGCUGAAGCCUCACACCACCUCCUCCCCUCCUGACAUGAGCCCCUUCUUCCUGCGCCAGUAUGUCAAGGGCCACGCUGCCGACGUGUUUGAGGCCUACACCCAGCUCUUGACCGAGAUGGUGCUGCGGUUGCCCUACCAGAUCAAGAAGAUCGCCGACACCAACUCCCGCAUCCCGCCGCCCGUCUUCGACCAUUCCUGGUUCUACUUCCUGUCCGAGUACCUGAUGAUCCAGCAGACGCCCUUUGUCCGCCGCCAAGUCCGCAAGCUGCUGCUCUUCAUCUGCGGCUCCAAGGAGAAGUACCGCCAGCUGCGCGACCUCCACACGCUGGACUCGCACGUCCGGGGCAUCAAGAAGCUCUUGGAGGAGCAGGGCAUCUUCCUGCGGGCCAGCGUGGUGACGGCCAGCUCCGGCUCGGCCCUGCAGUACGACACGCUCAUCAACUUGAUGGAGCACCUGAAGGCCUGUGCGGAGAUCGCCACGCAGCGGACGGUGAACUGGCAGAAGUUCUGCAUUAAAGACGACUCUGUCCUCUACUUCCUCCUGCAAGUCAGCUUCCUGGUGGACGAGGGGGUCUCCCCCGUCCUGCUGCAGCUGCUCUCCUGCGCCCUGUGCGGCAGCAAGGUCCUCUCAGCAGCGUCUUCCUCGGGGUCCUCCGGCACUUCCGCCUCGGCUCCGGCGGGCCCCGGGAGCGGGCAGCCGGCCGGGCAGAGCAAGUCCUCCACCAAGAAGAGCAAGAAGGAAGAGAAGGAGAAAGACCGAGAAGGGGAGGGCUCCGGCAGCCAGGAAGACCAGCUGUGCACGGCUCUGGUGAACCAGCUGAACAAGUUUGCCGACAAGGAGACCCUGAUCCAGUUCCUGCGCUGCUUCUUGCUGGAGUCCAAUUCCUCCUCGGUCCGGUGGCAGGCCCAUUGCCUGACCCUCCACAUCUACAGGAACUCCAGCAAGUCCCAGCAGGAGCUCUUGCUGGACCUCAUGUGGUCCAUCUGGCCAGAGCUCCCGGCCUACGGGCGCAAGGCCGCUCAGUUCGUGGACCUCCUGGGUUACUUCUCUCUGAAGACGCAGCAAACUGAGAAAAAGUUAAAGGAGUAUUCCCAAAAGGCUGUCGAGAUCCUCCGGAUGCAGAACCACAUCCUGACCAACCACCCUAACUCCAACAUUUAUAACACCCUUUCUGGCCUGGUUGAGUUUGACGGCUACUAUCUGGAGAGCGACCCCUGCCUCGUCUGCAACAACCCCGAAGUUCCCUUCUGCUACAUCAAGCUCUCCUCCAUCAAGGUGGACACCCGCUACACCACCACCCAGCAAGUGGUGAAGCUCAUCGGCAGCCACACCAUCAGCAAGGUGACGGUCAAGAUCGGAGACCUGAAGCGCACCAAGAUGGUCCGGACCAUCAACCUCUACUACAACAACCGGACCGUCCAGGCCAUCGUGGAGCUGAAGAACAAACCAGCCCGCUGGCAUCGGGCCAAGAGGGUGCAGCUCACCCCGGGCCAGACGGAGGUGAAGAUCGACUUGCCGCUGCCCAUCGUGGCCUCCAACCUGAUGAUUGAGUUUGCCGACUUCUACGAGAACUACCAGGCCUCCACGGAAACCCUGCAGUGCCCCCGGUGCAGCGCGUCCGUCCCGGCCAACCCCGGGGUGUGCGGCAACUGCGGGGAGAACGUCUACCAGUGCCACAAGUGCAGAUCCAUCAACUACGACGAGAAGGACCCUUUCCUCUGCAACGCCUGCGGCUUCUGCAAAUACGCCCGCUUCGACUUCAUGCUGUACGCCAAGCCGUGCUGCGCCGUGGACCCCAUCGAGAACGAAGAGGACCGGAAGAAGGCGGUCACCAACAUCAACACCCUCCUGGACAAGGCAGACCGCGUCUACCACCAGCUGAUGGGUCACAGGCCCCAGCUGGAGAACCUCCUGUGUAAAGUGAACGAGGCUGCGCCUGAGAAGCCCCAGGACGACUCCGGAGGCAGCGGGGGGAUCAGCUCCACCUCGGCCAGCGUGAACAGAUACAUCCUGCAGUUGGCUCAGGAGUACUGCGGUGACUGCAAGAAUUCUUUUGACGAGCUCUCCAAGAUCAUCCAGAAAGUCUUUGCCUCCCGGAAGGAGCUCCUGGAGUACGACCUGCAGCAGCGGGAAGCGGCCAGCAAAUCCUCGCGCUCGGCCGUCCAGCCCACCUUCACCGCCAGCCAGUACCGGGCCCUCUCCGUCCUGGGCUGCGGCCACACCUCCUCCACCAAGUGCUACGGCUGCGCCUCGGCCGUCACGGAGCACUGCAUCACAUUGCUGCGUGCCUUGGCCACCAACGCCGCCAUCCGCCACAUCCUGGUCUCCCAGGGCCUCAUCCGGGAGCUCUUCGACUACAACCUGCGCCGGGGGGCUGCCGCCAUGCGGGAGGAAGUGCGCCAGCUCAUGUGCCUGCUCACCAGAGACAACCCGGAAGCCACCCAGCAGAUGAACGACCUCAUCCUCAGCAAGGUGUCUGCCGCUCUGAAGGGCCACCGGGCCAAUCCUGACCUGGCCAGCAGCCUCCAGUACGAGAUGCUCCUGUUGACGGACUCCAUUUCCAAGGAGGACAGCUGUUGGGAACUGCGGCUGCGCUGUGCUCUCAGCCUGUUCCUGAUGGCCGUGAACAUCAAGACCCCGGUGGUGGUGGAGAACAUCACGCUGAUGUGUCUGCGCAUCCUGCAGAAGCUGAUCAAGCCGCCUGCUCCGACCAGCAAGAAGAACAAGGACAGCCCCGUUGACUCCCUGACCACAGUGAAGCCUUACAGCAACGAAAUCCACGCUCAGGCCCAGCUCUGGCUCAAGAGGGACCCCAAAGCUUCGUACGAGGCCUGGAAGAAAUGUCUGCCUGCCCGAGGCCUCGAGGCCAACGGGAAGUCGCCCAGCAGGGCGGAGCUGCGCCAGCUGUACCUGACGGAGAAAUACACCUGGAAGUGGAAGCAGUUCAUGAGCCGGCAGGGCAAGAGGACCUGCCCCCUGGACCUCAAGCUGGGCCACAACAACUGGCUGCGGCAGGUCUUGUUCACUCCAGCCACCCAGGCUGCCCGGCAGGCCGCCUGCACCAUCGUGGAAGCCCUGGCCACCAUCCCCAGCCGGAAGCAGCAGGUCCUCGAUCUGCUCACCAGUUACCUGGAUGAGUUGAGCGUCGCGGGGGAAUGUGCAGCAGAAUACCUGGCGCUCUACCAGAAGCUCAUCAAGCCUGCCCGCUGGAAGGUCUACCUGGCAGCAAGGGGGGUCCUGCCUUACGUCGGCAACCUCAUCACAAAGGAAAUCGCCCGUCUUCUCGCCUUGGAGGAAGCCACACUCAGCACCGAUCUGCAGCAGGGCUACGCCUUGAAGAGCAUCACAGGCCUUCUCUCCUCCUUCGUGGAGGUCGAGUCCAUCAAGCGCCGCUUCAAGAGCCGCCUGGUUGGGACGGUGCUGAACGGCUACCUGUGCCUGCGGAAGCUGGUGGUGCAGCGGACCAAGCUGAUCGACGAGACCCAGGACAUGCUGCUGGAGAUGCUAGAGGACAUGACCACGGGUACGGAGUCGGAAACCAAGGCCUUCAUGGCCGUCUGCAUCGAGACAGCCAAGCGCUACAGCCUGGACGACUACCGGACGCCCGUCUUCAUUUUCGAGCGGCUCUGCAGCAUCAUCUACCCGGAGGAGAACGAGGUGACGGAGUUCUUUGUCACGCUGGAGAAAGACCCCCAGCAGGAGGACUUCCUGCAGGGCCGGAUGCCCGGCAACCCCUACAGCAGCAACGAGCCGGGCAUCGGGCCCCUCAUGAGGGACAUCAAGAACAAGAUCUGCCAGGACUGCGACUUGGUGGCGCUUCUGGAGGACGACAGCGGGAUGGAGCUUUUGGUGAACAACAAGAUCAUCAGCCUGGACCUGCCCGUGGCCGAGGUCUACAAGAAAGUCUGGUGUCCGACCAACGAGGGGGAGCCCAUGAGAAUAAUUUACCGCAUGCGAGGGUUGCUGGGAGACGCCACCGAAGAAUUCAUUGAGUCGCUGGACUCCACUACAGCCUCUUUCUUUUCCACAGAUGAAGAGGAGGACGAGGAAGAGGUGUACAAGAUGGCGGGCGUGAUGGCGCAGUGCGGCGGCCUGGGCUGCAUGCUCAGCCGCUUGACCGGCAUCAAGGAUUUCAAGCAGGGCCGGCACCUCCUGACUGUGCUGCUCAAGCUCUUCAGCUACUGCGUCAAGGUGAAGGUCAACCGCCAGCAGCUGGUCAAGCUGGAGAUGAACACCCUCAACGUCAUGCUGGGGACCCUGAACCUGGCUUUGGUGGCUGAGCAGGAAAGCAAGGACAGUGGAGGGGCGGCGGUGGCAGAGCAGGUGCUCAGCAUCAUGGAGAUCAUCCUGGAUGAGUCCAACGCGGAACCACUGAGCGAGGACAAGGGCAACCUCCUCCUGACCGGCGACAAGGACCAGCUGGUCAUGCUGCUCGACCAGAUCAACAGCACCUUCGUCCGCUCCAACCCCAGCGUCCUCCAGGGCCUCCUGCGCAUCAUCCCUUACCUGUCCUUCGGGGAAAUGGAGAAGAUGCAGAUCCUGGUGGACCGCUUCAAGCCCUACUGCGUCUUUGACAAGUACGACGAGGAGCACAGCGGGGACGACAAGGUCUUCCUGGACUGCUUCUGCAAGAUCGCGGCGGGCAUCAAGAACAACAGCAACGGGCACCUGCUGAAGGACCUCAUCCUGCAGAGGGGCAUCACACAGAACGCCCUGGACUACAUGAAGAAGCACAUCCCCAGUGCCAAGAAUUUGGACGCGGACGUGUGGAAGAAGUUCCUGUCCCGUCCGGCCCUCCCUUACAUCCUGAGGCUGCUCCGGGGACUCGCCACGCAGCACCCGGCCACGCAGGUGCUGAUCGGGACCGACUCGAUCUCCAACCUGCACAAGCUGGAGCAAGUCUCCAGCGACGAAGGGAUCGGGACCCUGGCCGAGAACCUCCUGGAGGCCAUGCGGGAGCACCCGGACGUGAACAAGAAGAUCGACGCGGCCCGGAGAGAGACCCGCGCCGAGAAGAAGCGCAUGGCCAUGGCCAUGCGCCAGAAGGCCUUGGGCACGCUCGGGAUGACGACCAACGAGAAGGGCCAAGUGGUGACGAAGACGGCGCUGCUGAAGCAGAUGGAGGAGCUGAUCGAGGAGCCGGGCCUGACCUGCUGCAUCUGCCGAGAAGGCUACAAGUUCCAGCCGACCAAAGUCCUGGGCAUCUACACCUUCACCAAGCGGGUGGCCUUGGAGGAGUUUGAGAACAAGCCUCGGAAGCAGCAGGGCUACAGCACCGUCUCCCACUUCAACAUCGUCCACUACGACUGCCACUUGGCCGCCGUCAGGCUGGCCCGCGGGCGCGAGGAGUGGGAGAGCGCCGCCCUGCAGAACGCCAACACCAAGUGCAACGGCCUCUUGCCCGUGUGGGGGCCCCACGUCCCGGAAUCGGCCUUCGCCACCUGCUUGGCAAGGCACAACACCUACCUGCAGGAGUGCACCGGCCAGCGGGAGCCCACCUACCAGCUCAACGUGCACGACACCAAGCUGCUCUUCCUCCGCUUCGCCAUGGAGCAGUCGUUCAGCGUGGACACGGGCGGCGGCGGGCGCGAGAGCAACGUCCACCUCAUCCCCUACAUCAUCCACACGGUGCUUUACGUCCUCAACACGACGCGGGCCACCUCCCGGGAAGAGAAGAACCUGCAGAGCUUCCUGGAGCACCCGAAGGAGAAGUGGGUGGAGAGUGCCUUCGAGGUGGACGGGCCGCACUACUACACGCUCCUGGCGCUGCACAUCCUGCCCCCGGAGAAGUGGAAGGCCAUGCGCAUCGACGUCCUCAAGCGGCUGCUGGUCACCUCCCAGGCUCGGGUGGUGUCUCCGGGGGGAGCAAGCAGGCUCGCCGACAAAGCCGUGAAGGACUACUCUGCCUACCGCUCCGGCCUCCUCUUCUGGGCCCUGGUGGAUCUCAUCUACAACAUGUUCAAGAAGGUGCCUACGAGUAACACAGAGGGGGGCUGGUCCUGCUCUCUGGCCGAGUACAUCCGCCACAACGACAUGCCCAUCCACGAGGCGGCCGACAGGGCCCUGAAGACCUUCCAGGAGGAGUUCAUGCCGGUGGAGACCUUCUCGGAGUUCCUGGACGUGGCUGGCCUCCUGUCAGACAUCUGCGAUCCGGACGGCUUCCUCAAGGACCUCCUCAGCAACAUCCCUUGAGCCUCCCGCCCAGAACGGCACCGUGAAGAGACCGCGAUGAGCUUGCCUGGCGGCCUCCCCCUCCGCUGACCCUGCAGGAGUGCUGCAGGGACUUGACCUCCGGCCUGCUCCCCCCGUCUCUCUCCCUCCCCCUCCCCGUCCUUGGAGUGAUGUUGGAUUUGGGUUUGCCCCCCCCCCCGCCCCCGGCUCCCCUCUUGGUUUCCUGGCCUUCUGCCCCGCGCGCUCCGAGCCACGGAGGGGCUGCGUCCGGGCUGGAGGGAGCCGAGCCAGACCCCGUCAGUUUUACCGCUUCUCUGUGCGUGCGGUGCGUGCGUGUGGUGCGUGCGUGCCUGGCCAUUUUACCAGUCAAUAAAUAAGUUAAAUACAACCAGACGGAAAA